This is a messenger RNA of Thlaspi arvense, 459 nucleotides long. The record is from the annotation of a GenBank genome assembly. Lineage: Eukaryota; Viridiplantae; Streptophyta; Magnoliopsida; Brassicales; Brassicaceae.
AUGGAGGGGGAAGCGAAAUAUUUCUUAGGAAUGUGGUUCGAAAAUAUAUUGCAAAACAAUCCGACCGCGAAGACGAUAUGGAAACUAGUUCAGUCAUUGGACAACCGAGAAGAUCUGUUACGACCACUAUCACUUUCAGGACAUUUAAGUAGAUGGUUACGGAAUUUGAUUCCUUGUCGAGUUUUUUUUCAUGGAUUAUGGGAUAUAAAAUUGGAGGCGGACUUGGACUUUCCAAAGAAGAAACUACGAGUUCUCUGGUUUUCUCCUCCUGAUGUUCACGUCCCUAAUUGCACGGUCACGUUGGAGAUAGUAAAGGAGAAGGUGGAUAAGGUCAAGCGGUUCUUUCAAGUAACUUUGGGAUCUUUAAUAUGGGGAGAAGCCUACAUGGGACUCGCCUUCAAGCAACUUGCAAAGGCCCACUGGAUCAAAGCAUUUGUUGGCAUCCCCGGCAAUUAUUAG